Messenger RNA from Tricharina praecox, 1003 nucleotides. RefSeq names its product ADP-ribosylation factor family-domain-containing protein. Gene Ontology annotation, cellular component: Golgi apparatus; cytoplasm. The coding region runs from base 140 to 571 and encodes 143 amino acids. The record is from RefSeq and is a predicted model, not a curated record. The transcript is spliced from 6 exons. Gene Ontology annotation, molecular function: GTPase activity; GTP binding. Gene Ontology annotation, biological process: intracellular protein transport; vesicle-mediated transport. Lineage: Eukaryota; Fungi; Ascomycota; Pezizomycetes; Pezizales; Pyronemataceae.
CCGCAUCUUGAUCCUGGGUCUUGUAUGUCCUCUCCACCCUCCUCCCCUCUUAGAUUCUUUCUUGUUGGACCACGUUCUGAUAAUAUUGGUUGUUCUACAGGAUAACGCCGGAAAGACGACACUACUCUACCGACUGAAGAUGGGAGAGGUCGUAACGACGGUACCGACCAUCGGCUUCAACGUGGAAAGCGUCACAUACAAGAACCUCAACUUCAACGUCUGGGAUCUGGGUGGCCAAACCUCGAUCCGACCGUACUGGCGCUGCUACUACGCGCACACGGUAGCGGUAGUAUUCGUAGUUGACGCGACGGACCACGCCCGCCUCGAGACGGCCGCCGAGGAGCUAUCUGCGAUGCUGAGCGAGGAGGAGCUGCAGGAAGCUGCGCUGCUGGUGUUCGCGAACAAGCAGGAUCAGCCCGGUGUGCUGGGCGCGGCGGAGAUCUCGGAGGCGCUGAGGUUGCCCAGUCUCAAGGAGAGGAGUUGGAGCAUCUUUGGGUGCUCGGCUGUUACGGGGGAGGGGGUCACGGAUGGUAUGGAUUGGCUAGUGAAAACAGUCCAAGACACCCAGUAGACAGAUAGAUACCCCGACGAUCAUCUCUCUCAAUCAACGGGUAGAUAGGUGGGCGGGUGCCGCUGUGGGGGGAGCUCGGGGGACCAUCGGAAGGGCGGGGAAUCCUGGCAGCAUAUGCACACUCCACUCUACCUUACUUUCUACGAGGUCUUGUGCGUGUGGCAUGUCGGCAGUAUUAUUUCCGAGUCUUUUUACUUUGUGUUGUGUCUUUCCAUUCGAUGUUUAAUAGCCUCCGUUUUUCUGUCUGUCUGUUUCUUGUUUUUGUUGCGUGGCAUGAUCGGAGUCUUCUGACAACUGCUGUGGUAUGAUACUGGUGGUGUUGAUGUUUGCGUUCAAGCCGAGGUGUCUGUGUGGUAAUACUUAUGAGUCGCUGCAGCUCUCGAUCUCCAUCUCUCUGUGUACACUGUACACACUGUCGUGAUGACAGAAGCG